CUCCUCGUCAUGGCAGCAGGGCUCGCGUGGGCAGCAUCGGCAGUGGCGGCACGGCGUGCAGCGUGCUUGAGAUGGGCAUAAAGAGCAUGGAGGUCGAGGACGAUUCCUUCGUUGUGGAGACGGUGGAGAUCAUCAAGCGACCGGGACAGACCCUCGGCUUCUACAUCCGAGAGGGCAAUGGCUUCGACCGUGUGGACGGAGUCUUCAUCUCGCGCAUCCAGAUGGGCACGGUGGCGGAGAGCAAUGGCCUCCUGCACGUUGGCGAUGAGAUCCUGACAGUCAACAACGUGCGCGUGGGCAACAUGUCUUUGGAUGAUGUCGUCAUCCUCAUGUCCAUCCCCAAGAAGCUGGUGCUAAGCAUCCGGACUCGCAGGAACUGCAACAAGAACAAGUCGUGCCCGUCGCUGGCCCUGACGGACAAGGACGACGACGACGAUGAGCCCCCGAUCGUGGUGCUCAAGAAGGGGCGGUCCUCCUCGGCCACGGCCCUGGAGAUGACCGAGAAGUGCCCGGACGCCUUCCCGCCGUACGCCCAGUAUCCGUUCCAUCCAGCGGACUACCUCCAGCCCAAGCGGGAUACCCUGCACGACCGGCCUACCUCAUCCUCGCGCUACGCCAGCAUCUUCAUCUCCCCCGACAAAGCGCAGGCUCGGCUGUUGACGGACGAGGCGUUGGACAGCGGUAACUCUAGCGACGGUUCUCUGCCGAGGAGCAUAGACUCUGGUCGGGAGCUCCCCUACGGAGGCGGGCAGGACGUGGAGUUAUCGGCAGCCGACAGCCCCGGAUCCUACGUGAGUCCCUCCACCACCAUGGUAGGUUCUGGCGGGGGCGCCAACUUCGUGGGUGACCGCGAGUACAUGAAGUACCUCCUCCCGGACCGGAAGCAGACGCCCAAGUCGCCUUCCAAGUCGAUUCCCUUGGCCGCCCUGUCUCCUUCACACGCUGGAUACCUCUCUGACGAAGGUUCCAUGUACUCGGAGCCUCCCUACAUGAACCUGGGCCCCUACAGGGAGGGCUCUGCCCAUCCCUCCCUACCGAACCGUUCACGAGGACAGAAAUCUCAGGAAAGACUGCGGGACCUCUUGCAGUCCAAGUCCCGGUACAACCGCUUGCUGCGGAGCCGGUCACCCGAGUGCUACAAUUCCGAUUCGGAAGUGAUUUUCACACAUCAGCGCCCUCAGGAUUCUCGCGGUUUCGCGUCGGACUACGAGACGUACGCGGGAGCCGCAAGUGACGAUGACGGACCCGUGUACUCCAUCCCCCUCAUGCCUUCCAGCAGCAGCUCCGAGCUGGAGGUCCUGCUGCAGAAGUUCACCACCCUGUCUCAGGAACUGCAGCAGGAGCAGAGCAAGUUGCAGCGACAGCUGUCGUCUCGAGAGAAAGGCAGACCAGUUCACAUGCCCCUUGCUCGGCCAGCGGACUCCGGACUCAUGGACGCCUAUGGUCAUCGGCCUGCGUCCAGCAGAGGUUCACCCGGCCCGUCCAGGCGGGCCAUCUCCACGGGCACCCAAACGCCUGCCGGCGUGCACCCGUCCUCCCGAAUGAUGCCCAAGCCCGCCUCUGAGUCCCCCUUCUUGUACCGGCAGUUCACCCUGGACGACCAGCUGGACGCCAGCAAAGACCAGCAGCCGUCACGAGGAGGAGGUGGAGGGAUGGGGCUCAGCACGUCUGUUGGCGGGGGGAUCGGCGGGGGGAGCGGUGCUGGCUCCGAUGGGGUAGGAAUGGGCCUCGUUCAGCGGCCAGGACUCAUCACGGGUGGACUGCCCCUCGCCACGUCACCGGGCAAAAUGGCGGCUGAUGUUUCCACGGCAGGAAGAGCAGGGACCGCCUCUGCCGGCUCCGCCACCCCCACCUCUGCCAGACUACGGGAUCUGCACUUCUCCCGCAAGCCCCUACACAUCCCCUACAGCGAGUUCGAGCCUUACCGCGCAGACAUACGCAAGAGGGUGGAGAUUAGCCGCAGCUGCGGACUGGACGGACUGCUGAAUAUCCACGUCAUGUCCGGCCAGGGCCUCAAGUCCUCCAAGACCAGCCUGCGCGACCUGUACUGCGUAGUGGCCGUGGACUCGCUGAACAAAGCCCGCACCAUGAUCCGCACCGGCGCCAUCAACUUCGACUGGGACGAGGCCUUUGACGUCGACCUCGAGGACUCCAAAGAGGUCUCCUUUCUCAUCUACCACUGGGACCCAAGCUACAAGCAUCGCCUGUGCUUCCACGGCUCCGUCCUGCUGCCCGGCUACGUCGUCAGUGGUCAGCGCCGCUACGUGGCCAUCAAGAUGGAGCCCAAGGGCAUUCUUUUUGUGACACUGAUGUACAAGGAGCCCGCCCUGUCCCUCCAACGCCUGCCUUCCUUGCGUAAGAACGCCCUCUUCGGGAUGGACCUGGAGGCCGUCAUCAAGAGGGAGAACUCGGGCUUCAACGUGCCGCUGCUGGUCAAGAAGUGCGUGGAGGAGGUGGAGGCCCGGGGCCUGGAGACGGUUGGCAUCUACCGCCUGUGUGGCUCCGCGCGCCGCAAAGCCAUGCUGAGGGAAGCGUUUGAAAAGAAUGCUGCAGCGGUGGAUCUCUCACCUGAAAACGUCUCGGACAUCCAUGUCGUCACUGGAGUACUGAAGGACUAUCUGAGGGAACUGCCAGAACCACUAUUUACUAAUGCCCUCUACCAGAUGUUGUUGGAUGCCCUUAGUGUCCGGUUGCCCAGUGACCCUGAGGGCAGUGCUAAACUCAUGCUGAGUAUACUUGAGUGCCUUCCAACCGCCAACCAGGACACAAUGGCCAUGAUUCUAAAUCAUCUUCGGCGGGUGGCAAGUCACAGUGAGAAAAACAAGAUGACAAUUGACAACCUUGCCAUCUGCUUCGGCCCAGUCUUGCUCUGCCCUGCACCGGCCACCUCGCCUGACCCCACCCUCGACUUUCGCAAACACAUCGAAGUUCUGCGAUACCUCCUUGAGAUAUGGGAGUAUGACAAUGGUACCAGUGAAUCAAGCACCUCCCAGUCAGCAGCAGCUGAGGCUGUGGUCUCUCUGGAUUCAGGGCCUGGCAUCUUGUCAGCAUCUGAUUCACAAGCAAGCAGCCUGCGUUCUCAACCUGACCGCUCCAAGCAGGGCCACUCUACGCACAGCUCCCAUUGUUGACCCUCAAUCCACUCCAAGUAGCAUAGCACUGCACUUAGUCAUAAUGUUUCUGCUCCAUUCAUUUACAGUGAGACUGAGACCAGAAUGUGGAUGCUGUUGACUGCAAAUCCCUGCUUGGCUGUAUGCAGGUCUGUCUGACCUGCUCUCCCAAACUGAACUUGUGGUUUGCCAUAAACUAGACCUGCUUUUGAAAAUGUGGGCUUUUGUUUGUUUGAUUGGUUGGUUACUAGUUCAGAGAUUGAAGAAGGAGGUGACAUCAUCCCAAGCAAAAUGUGAUGCUGCACAUUCAAAAAGGACUAAGAAUGAAAGUAAGUAUUUGGAAUGACAGAUCUGUUGUGGAUGAUUUUUAGUCAGUGUUUCUCAUGGAAAGGUGUACCUCCAUGUUUCUUUUGGACUUUUGCUGCUCUUGCUCCAUUGAGGUUCGCAGUUAGUUAUUUCCCUGAAUGGCUGUUUUGAAAAUCUUUGGCCUUACAGUUUUCAGGAAGUCCUUGAGAACAGAUUGAUACCGUUUUUUUGUCACAUUGUCAGCACCAGCUAGCAAUCAAGCUUAUUUGGCAAGUGCUCAUUUGGCAACCAUUUCUGACCUGGCCAGUCAUUUUGUUUUGCGCCUGUUUCAGCAUUGUCCAGAUGCUGGGUAGCUGAGCUUGUGUUGAAGCUUUAUAGUUAAGGGCAUUACUGCUGCUUAAGUUAGGUAUUGCCACAGGGCUGUUGUAUUGGUGUGUCUUUCCUUAAGUAUAUCUGUCACAUGUGAUCACAAGAGAUUAAGAUUUUGGUAUCUUACAAUGUUGAAAGCUCUAAGGCAUUUAUUUAAUUGGUACUGUUGAAGUUUUGUUUUACUGUGGAACCUGAUCAAACCAAAGCUACAAUUUGUGAGAGCAUGGUCUGAACUUCAGACUUUAAACCAUUUUUAAUGAAGAAUCUAAAAUGCAUCGUAUGUGCAUUUUAUAUUUGUUGGAGUUUUGAGUUUCUACACCCUACGGGCUUUUGUUUUGUUUGGCUGCACUUUAAAUAUGUUUGUUAGUUUUUCAAGAUCAUAUAUAGUGCAUAUCUUCUAUAUUACUUCAUUAAAUGCAUGAGACUGGGUCUGUGUGUGAGCGCCUGUACAUGCACAUGUGUGUGUGCAUGAAUGUUUCUGUUUAUCAUGCAUGCACACAUGUGCAUAUGAGUGAUAGAUACAGAUAAAUAUCUGUGAGAGACAGAGGUAUGCAUGGAGCUAAACACAGCCUGAGAUCUCAAAUUCACAUUAUUGCAAAGUUCAAAGACAGGUUUUUUUGUGAGUACAAGAAGCCCUGACAGAGAGACCUUCUUACAAAAUCUCCAUGAGACUGUAUAUUGACAGACUCACAAGAAUUUUUGCAGAUCACAUUCUUAAAAUUUGUACAGCAAAAAAAAAAAGAUUCAACAUGACAGUGAUAAUAGGAACAUUUACCAAGAGAAGAACACUUUUCUGUGGUACAACGUUUCAAUGUAUGUCAAUAUAUUCUGAGUUUAUGGGUUGCAUUUUACGGUUUUAUUGAUUCUUUUGGCUACCUUGCCAUCAUAUUGCUUUAUUAUCCUUAAGUAUAUUUUGCAGUAUUCUAUAGUUAAUGGCAAGAAGCCAUACUACAGAACUGUUGCUGAUGUGACAAAUUAACCACCAGAAUCCCACACAUGGAAAAAAUCAUGUUGGUUUCAGAGGUGCCCAGCCUAUGGCGCACGGGCCACAUCCGGCCCGCAAAGGUGCCUCAUCCAGCCUGCUCACUUUAACCAAACACAACAUAAUUUCAUUUUUAAUGUCAUGAUUCUGACAAAACUGCCAUGUUCUGGCCCCCAAAAUUUUAUAUCAUGUCCAAUGCGGCCCUUGAGUGAGAAAAGGUUGGGCACCACUGGUUUAAAAGAAAGAAUACUUUUCACUGUUUAACAUUGUUGCAUUGAAGAUAAAUUACUGCAGUUUUAUCAUUUAUUUGCAUCACCAUGGGUAGACUGUAACUUGUUGUGGCCAUGUUUGUGAAUGAUAUCUUAGGUGUGAGUGUUCAACUCUGUGGUUGUGAUAGCAGCAACGCAGACCCUGUGAUGCUCAAAUUCAGAAUGUGAUCCCUAUAUUUG
Molecule: messenger RNA, 5216 nt
Organism: Pomacea canaliculata
Lineage: Eukaryota; Metazoa; Mollusca; Gastropoda; Architaenioglossa; Ampullariidae
Product: rho GTPase-activating protein 100F-like
Biological process (GO): signal transduction
Molecular function (GO): protein binding
Source: RefSeq, a predicted model, not a curated record